Molecule: messenger RNA, 865 nt
Organism: Eurytemora carolleeae
Lineage: Eukaryota; Metazoa; Arthropoda; Copepoda; Calanoida; Temoridae
Exons: 6
Coding region: 272-733 (153 amino acids)
Source: RefSeq, a predicted model, not a curated record
AGGCAGAGGUAGCGGUCAGGUUAUCUAUUUUUGAACCUCUGUAUACUGAACCGUUAACAGGGUUUACUGAAAUAUCAAUAUAAAUAUAUAUACAUAUAUAAAAAUCACAUUUUCAUAAAUUAAAAAGCCAGAUUGGGUUAAUUGUAAAAACUUGUAAAAGUAGACACCCUGUGAAAAAAAACAUAUUUUCUAAAUUGCUAAACAAUCAAAGCGGUUUAGGGUUUGGUUCAUACUCAGUUGAUCAUAGAGCACAGAGCUUAUCAGACCUAAGAUGAAUUUUCUACUGCUGUUUUUAAUAUCCUCCAUCGCUGCCGCCCCAGGGGAAUGGGUCGAUUCUCAAACCAAUGCUUGGACUGGUUCUCCGUCAAAUAUUGAAUAUGGACCGUGGAUACCACAAAAUAAUUACGAAAGGGACAGCAAAGGUAUUGUUGGAACACUGACAAGUAUCAUGCCAUCUACCGACACACUUAGAAAUAUUGGAAACUUCUGGGAUUGGGAUAGAUCUACAGUUUAUGAGGGAAUUUUCAAGAACGAGAACAUCAUGACUCAUGUGGGACAGAAUUUCUUCAAUUUCAUUGUGACAACUUUAGCCUGGUUUACGGUCAGCCAACUUUAUUCCUCGGGAAUUGCAGGAAAGGUUGAUGUUCCCAGAAAUGCACGUGCAAUUACAAUAAGUGAGGCUGCGGAUGAGGUUCUAUCAGCUAUUCGAGAAUUCCAGAUGAAGCAUGAAUAGUAAGAAAAUACAUUAAAGUUCAUUAACCUUCCGGGCAUUAUUAUUUCAUCGUAACUUAAAUUUAUGUAUAAAUCUGAAGCAUUCAAAUUUGUUCAAAUGUAUGUUUAAAAAAAAUAAAGAUAAUAAUUGUUA